UUUAAUGGUUUUCUUAGUUUUUUGCGCAUUUCUGAAAAUAAAAUGUAUGAAAUUCAAGAACUAUCAGAUGAACUAUUAAGAUUAGAAUUAGAAAAAAAUAGUUAUAAACCAGGUCCUAUUACUGAUUCAACUCGAUAUUUAUAUCAAAAAAAAUUAUAUAAUUUAAAAACUAAUAAUUAUUUACAACUAGAUAAAUCUAAAAAUUUAGAAUCAAAUUUUAAUACUGUUAUUAAUAAAAGGUGUGUUCGUUAUUAUUCACAGGAACUGGAAUAUAUCAUAAAUAGCAACAAAUCUAUAUUGACAUUUGAACAUCAUCCAGAUUUAAUAAAAUAUUGUGAUAAACUUUUUGGAAAAAUUCAUAAUAAUAUUUCUUAUAAUCUACCUUCAUAUAAUAAAUCUAAGAAAAUAUAUUUUAAUUAUAUAUUAUUAGACCCAAAUAAAACCACAAAAAUUGUAACUAUGAAAUGUUUAAAACAAAAUAUAUCAAAAGAUCAGCUUAAUCUAAAUGUGUUUAAAGAAUUUUUAGGGGCAAUUUUUUAUAUUGGGAAAGGUUCUCAAAUUAGACCUUAUUCACAUUUAAUUGAAGCUUUAAAUACAUUAAAAUGCACAGUUAACACAUCUAAAGAAACUUUAGAAAAAGAAAAAACUAUUUAUAUUAAGAAAAUUUGGGAGGAAGGGUUGGGCAUUAUAUCGUUACAUAUUUUUCAUAAUCUUCCCUCAAAUGAUGCCUUGACCAGGGAGGCAUCUAUGAUAGAUGCAAUUGGCAAAAGCAACUUAACUAAUCAAAAAAGGGGUACAUAUUAUGGUGAAAUUCAGGAAUGGCCUCAAACAAAAAAAUGUGUAUUAGGAUCAUACUUGCUAUAUAAGGCAUUUCAAAUUUAUAUAUGUGAAGGGGAAACUCAAAUGAAACCUCAAGACCUAUAAAAUUUUAGUUAUUUAUACAAUAAUAUACAUAUUUUUAAUAUUUAAUGCAAUUUUAUAAUCAUAUUUGUAUAUCUUUGAGAUCUAUUUAUAUAAAUUUUGACCCAAAUCAAACUUUAAGAUUAAUAUAUAUUUUUUAAUAUGAUAUACAAAAACUAAAUACAGCUUUCUACAUUACAUAUAAAAAUAUCUACAGACAAUUUUAGAUAAUAGGAAUGAUAAUAUUUUUUUUUAUAAUAUAUAAUUUUUUAAUCUCAUAAUUACUAUUUUUUAUCCUGUAUUGUCAAAGUAUUAAUAAAUUUAACUAUGACUUUUUUAAAAUUAAUAUUUAUUUUUU
Gordionus sp. m RMFG-2023 is the source of this 1258-nucleotide messenger RNA. RefSeq names its product ankyrin repeat and LEM domain-containing protein 1-like. The coding region runs from base 43 to 924 and encodes 293 amino acids. The transcript is spliced from 4 exons. Gene Ontology annotation, biological process: double-strand break repair via homologous recombination; resolution of meiotic recombination intermediates. Gene Ontology annotation, cellular component: cytoplasm; nucleoplasm. Lineage: Eukaryota; Metazoa; Nematomorpha; Gordioida; Chordodea; Parachordodidae. The record is from RefSeq and is a predicted model, not a curated record. Gene Ontology annotation, molecular function: DNA endonuclease activity.